CUCGUUGCCGUACGAGUCUACGACAUUCUUUGACAGUUUCUACGUCUCCUUGUGCACACGACGCGACAACGCUUUUGAUAUUGUUUGUUGUUGGCGGGCAUUUGCAUAUCGCAGAGAGCAGACUCGGAAGCACCGAAGCCACCCGUAUUGACGUACUCGUAGGGCUGAGUGAGCUGUCUGUUUACGCUCACCCUUCCCGGCUUUCCGCCCCCUUCCACACAUACCAGGACUUUGAGGAUCUGGAUACACACAAAGACGAACGAUAUGCGGAUACCGCAGUCAUAUAUUCAGAAGUGCAAGGUGGUGGCACAUGUUUUCCAGGCCAUCUUCGUCUUCAUAGCAGCAUGUCUGACCAUCGCCGUUAUGACCAAGGACGGAGAUAUUGGAGGGGCUACUAGGUAUUUCUUUGCUAUGUGCUUCCUAUCCAUACCCGCCAUCAUCUACCUCACAAUGGUACCCAUGUGGUCGCGCGCCCAACGCUUCGCCUCCGCCUACGCUUUCCUCGCUGUCGACGCUUUAUACACUAUCCUUUGGUUCGCGGCCUUCAUUGCGGUGGCUAUGUGGAACGCCCACGGUAUCAAGGAGGGAGCCAAGAAGGAGAAGAUUUCGGAUGAUGACCGGAAUUGCACAACAUUCCUUUAUGGAGACGAGGCCAAGUGCAAAGUCAGCAAGGCUGCUGUAGGUGUAGGUGUCAUGGUGUUCCUCUUCUUCGCCAUCACAACGGGCGUAUCCGGCUAUUACCUCCACAAAUAUCUCCGUGAAGGCGUCAUGCCCUACCAAUCCUCCAAGGAGAACACACACUACGCUUCCGGCGACUCCGCCUACAACAAUCCCAAAGACACAACCUGGUCCACUGAAAUCGAAACCGCAAACGGUCGCGACUCAUCUGAUUCCCUUGAUCGCCGCACAGAUCGUGGUGGCAACCAAGAAGAAGACGAAUAUGCGCUGCUACACAGCACAGAAACAGAUGAAGGCAGACACCCUGGUCGACCACUGAGUUGGGGUGAGGACAGGAAUGGAACUUAUGGCGGUGGUGGCAGAACCACUGUUCCUCCAUAUGCGGAAUACAGGGAUAGCGGCAGCAUAGCUGCUGGCGUGGAUGCAUUAAGUCCAGGCGGUUAUGAAGAGUAUAGGAGAGAGGCCAGCGCGGGGCCUUUGGGUGGCAUGGGUAUGGAACGACAACCCAGCCACGUCAGUCACGCUGGGAGUGGGUAUAGCUUUAGUGGCGGGCCAGAGCGCCUGAAUUAAAGAGGCACGGUCGGGGGAGAGGCGUUGACAUUGAGUCAUUCUUGUUUAUGAGUGCUUCUCUUGUUACAGAGUUGCUAGAUCACAUUGCAUUGGGCUUAUGGUUGG
Molecule: messenger RNA, 1353 nt
Organism: Alternaria alternata
Lineage: Eukaryota; Fungi; Ascomycota; Dothideomycetes; Pleosporales; Pleosporaceae
Exons: 3
Coding region: 265-1248 (327 amino acids)
Cellular component (GO): membrane
Source: RefSeq, a predicted model, not a curated record